Molecule: messenger RNA, 1018 nt
Organism: Cucurbita moschata (crookneck pumpkin)
Lineage: Eukaryota; Viridiplantae; Streptophyta; Magnoliopsida; Cucurbitales; Cucurbitaceae
Product: histone H3-like centromeric protein HTR12
Exons: 7
Coding region: 121-585 (154 amino acids)
Cellular component (GO): nucleosome
Molecular function (GO): protein heterodimerization activity; structural constituent of chromatin; DNA binding
Source: RefSeq, a predicted model, not a curated record
GUGUUUUAGUUGACCCUUUUUGAAAGCGGGCAGUAUUGCCCCCAAAUUGAAACAGCGCAGAGCUCCAAUUCCUUUCUGCCUGCUCCUCAUUCUCGCGCUACUGCUCUUAAUUUUGAAUCAAUGGCGCGAGCGAAGCAUCCAACCCAACGGAACUCUAAUCGCAAGCCAUCAGUUGCCGGAGCUUCACCGUCUUCCUCAGCUGCGCCGUCGACGCCACUUAGUGGAAGAACACAAAGUGGGAGGCAAACUCAGAGUCCACUAUCAAGAACAACGGGAAAAAAAAGACGCUUCAGACCAGGGACAGUGGCGUUAAGGGAAAUUCGACAACUCCAGAAAUCAUGGAAUCUGCUAAUUCCAGCCAGCAAUUUCAUCCGCGCAGUGAAAGAAGUAAGCUACCAGUUGGCUCCGCAGGUUACACGUUGGCAAGCUGAAGCUUUAAUAGCUCUUCAAGAAGCCGCAGAAGAUUUUUUGGUUCAUCUAUUUGAAGAUACAAUGCUAUGUGCUAUUCAUGCGAAGCGUGUAACAAUCAUGAAAAAGGAUUUUGAACUGGCACGCCGGUUAGGAGGGAAAGGGAGGCCAUGGUAAGAAGAUCUGUUCAUUAGAAAGACGAGCCAUUGUAGCUUACACCGACAUCGCCACCACAUUAGUUCGUACGAUAGAAUUCCAGUAGUUCAUUGCUAGUAGUCACUGUGCAUCCAUAUGUUGAAAUUAGGCAGUAGACUGGACCAGAGUUCCCCAAAACUUGGAGUUUGUGUUAGCUAUUUGACAUAGAUAUUAGUAUCCAUUCAGCUUUGAUAUGACCGUUGCCUCCAUACUGACUGCAUUUUCAAGAUGACGAACGGGCGAACUUCUGUAGGUAAUUUGUGACUUUAAGUUCAACGAUCGUAAGGUAAAUGACUGAACCAUCAAUCUUUGAUAUGGUAAUUCGUAUUUUAUUCUAUUGAGCUAUGCUCGAGUUGAUUAGAGUAAAUUUGUGAUUAUAACGUUUCAAUGAAUACCAUAUUUUGUUGAGGCAAAA